AUGUCCGAGCUGCCCGCAGACAGCAGUGUCCCGCAGACGGGCGCGGCGAAUGGCGACAGAGACGUCCUGCAGGCGGAGGUAGGCGACGAGAGGUGGGAGCCGGCCCCGGCGCAGCCUGAGGAGGCCAGUGAAGGCCUGAUGGCGGAGGCCAGGAGAGGCGCAGCGGCGGCGGCCCGGGAAGGUCCAGCAGCCGGGGGAAGCUCGGCAGCCAGGGAAGGCCCGGCAGCGGCAGCAGCCAGGGGAGGCGCUGCAGCUAGGGAAGGCCCGGCAGCGGCGGCGGCCAGGGGAGGCCCGGCGGCCAGAGAAAGCCCGGCGGCGGCAUCCAGGGAAGCCCGGAUGGCAGAGGUCGCCCGGUUGUUAGGGGAACCAUUGGAUGAAGAGGGGCCUGAGGGUAGGCCCAGAUCCAGGUCCGGCAACGCCGCAGGCUUGGCUGCGUUGCCCUAUCUCCGCCUCCGUCACCCACUUAGCGUUUUAGGAAUUAAUUACCAGCAGUUCCUCCGUCACUAUCUGGAAAAUUACCCGAUUGCCCCAGGCAGAAUACAGGAGCUUGAAGAACGCCGCAGGCGAUUUGUGGAAGCAUGCAGAGCAAGGGAAGCAGCGUUUGAUGCCGAAUAUCUGCGUAAUCCUCAGAGGAUAGAUUUUGAUGUCUUAACAUUUACUAUAGCUCUGACUGCAUCCGAAGUUAUCAAUCCUCUGACAGAAGAACUUGGUUGUGAUAAGUUUAUCAAUAGAGAAUAGUUAAGUGAUGAAACUACUUCAAGAGAACCUCUGCAUUCAAGACAGUCAUAACAAUCCUAUAACUUGAUUUUAAAAAGUCAAAGUAUAUUGAGAAUAAGGCAGUGUGCACAGUUGGAAAAAAAGAAAACAUGAUGAAAAAGCAUCACAUAAGAAAUAGAAAAAAUAUCAAAAGCAUUAUAAGACUCCUCUAACAUUCUUUGUGUUCGUGAUUGAUCCAGAUUCUUUUCCUUGCAUAUGGAAAAUGUCUCAACAUUACUUCGUUAAAACGUAAAGGAGGGCAGGCCGGUUAGCUCAGUUGGUUAGAGCGCUGUGUUGUCACAACCAAGGUCAAAGGUUUGGAUCCCAGUACUGGCCAGCCACCAAAAAAAAAGAAAAAAAAGUGAAGGAUGUAAAAAAAAAAAAGUAAAAUUGAGACUUGAUGAAGAAAAAUCGCCAAUAAAAGAGUCCAUGACGAUGAAGAAAAUUAUCAAAUAGCAAAGAUAAGAAUAAAGAGUUACUGCUGAGUUAUUAGGACUAGAGGGGUAUGGCGAGAACGUGAAAUUGUCAGAAUAUGUGCUCUGUUCGUGUGAGAUUCAACAGAACUUGUUAAUGUAAGAUUUUGUGUUUUCUGAGGCAUUUCAAAUGCCAAGCAUAGUAAAUAUUGUAUGUAUUACAUGAUAAAUCAUCUUUUCGAAAAUGUCAAA
Messenger RNA from Galeopterus variegatus (Sunda flying lemur), 1421 nucleotides. It is a transcript of the gene EID2, whose product is annotated as EP300 interacting inhibitor of differentiation 2. Lineage: Eukaryota; Metazoa; Chordata; Mammalia; Dermoptera; Cynocephalidae. Gene Ontology annotation, biological process: negative regulation of DNA-templated transcription. The transcript has a single exon. Gene Ontology annotation, cellular component: nucleoplasm. The coding region runs from base 1 to 738 and encodes 245 amino acids. The record is from RefSeq and is a predicted model, not a curated record. Gene Ontology annotation, molecular function: transcription corepressor activity.